Molecule: messenger RNA, 4014 nt
Organism: Phaeoacremonium minimum UCRPA7
Lineage: Eukaryota; Fungi; Ascomycota; Sordariomycetes; Togniniales; Togniniaceae
Product: putative fermentation associated protein
Exons: 1
Coding region: 1-4014 (1337 amino acids)
Biological process (GO): fermentation
Cellular component (GO): membrane
Source: RefSeq, a predicted model, not a curated record
AUGUCACUUGCUAUAAAGCAAGAUCCAAUAGCCCUGAUGGAAGUGCUUGACCUGUUAGUCAAGGACGAGGUCACCCAACUUUACAAUCUCAAGCAUUCGCUGCCCUCCUCGCCAACAACUAAGCAGCCGAACCGGAAACUCACCGAUCGUCUCUCCGCUUUCCGAGUGAACGUUGCAAUGUUCAUGGAUGAGUAUAACAUCACCAUACCGUUGCUUCAAUCUCUCACAUAUACUGUCUCUGGAGUUGUUGCACGCGCUGCACUUGCGGCUGACUUUGGGAAAGAUGUUAUUUUCGACUUUGACAUCAAGGAAAAUUCCCACGAAAUGCAGAUCAAUGUUAACAACGUGCCUCGAAGCAUCUCACUUCUUCAGAUUCCGCCAACUAAUGGCCGUAUCACAAGCCACAUGGGAGAAGGCGAGCAUGAUGUUACCGUAUUCGCCUCUGUAGAAGUGAUUCGACUUGAUGCUUCCGCUGUCUACAGCUUACUUAGGGCACUGAACAGACCUGAGAUAUCAAGCACCAUCAACGAUGUUCAGGAGCAGGUGAAGAUGAUUCAAGAACAUGUCAGCGAAGUCUUCGGACAGCGGGAGUCGCCGCCAAUUCAAGAGGAGCAAAAUGCUUCAGACGACCAGAAAGAGCCAUUGAUAUACCUGGUUCAUGCCACCGUUGCUGGCCUUGAGGUGUUUGCCAAUUCCCCCAUCAAGUCGGAGGACGAGCCCAUGGCACACAUCUUGUUCUGCCUGGAGAGAGUUCAUUUGAGAGUAGCAAACCGCCUGGAGCCUGCAGCGCCAGUUCUCUCCUACCCCGAAGUUCACAUCAAUCUUCGUCAAAUUUCAUUUGCAAUACAAAAAGGGAACGAGGAUGCACGCAGAACUUGCGGUAGUCUUGGUUUGGGGGCAUUGAUCACUGCAACCUCAAGCCUCAAUGCAGAGCACACAGAGGAGAGGUGGUUCAAUAUCUCCAGCAACGGGUUUGAUGUCAUGGUUUCUCCUGAGACGAUUUCUACCGUAGUAGAUGUGCUGGGUUACAUGGGCGACAAGAUUAAGGAUCUUGAUACUUCUCGAGAGCUAGAGUAUCUCCGAAAACUGAGGCAGUCGAGGCCAAAGAUUGCUAUCAAUGACCAGGAAGAAGUAGAGGCGGACUUACUUGACUCUUUCUUGUCAUCUAUCAGGUACUCUCUUGAGAUCCGGAACAUACAACUCAGCUGGCUUGUUCUUGGCCCAACCGAGGAAGCCUCCUCUGGAAAAGAAGAUCUCAUUGUGUCUUUGCAAAGAAUUGAAUUCGGUACAAGGACAAGAAACUCGGCAGGGUUGACAAUAGAGAAUCUGCAAGUCCAGAUGGUCCCACCAGGCCAGGAGAAGAAAAUUCGAUCAGCCAAUUCCGCGCUGUUACCAGAAAUGAUAUUCAACAUCGCUUAUGUCUCAACAUCAGAUGCACGUCGGUUAGCGUUCCAAGCUGUUGGGAAGUCUCUAGACUUGCGACUCAACUCUGGUUUCAUUAUACCUGCCGACAAUCUGUAUGACUCUAUCAGACUGUCUCUGAAGAACGUCCAGCAAGCCUCUCAGAAAUGGAACCCACCGCGGCCUGCUUCUACAGAAACCACUGCCAAGACCUCGGAUGAGCCACGAAAAUCAAUGCUUGGAAGCAAGCGACUGGAGUCGUUUCUCAUAGACGCAGAUUUUGCUGGCGCAGUGGUGUAUCUAUCUGGCAAGAAGACACCCGAAGAUACCUAUGGACAUUCUAUCUCAAGAGCUGCCCGCAUCGCUUUAGCUGGUAAAUAUGGCCAAUUUACUCCAGACGACACUGGAAGCAGCACUGCUCUGAAAACCCCAGGUCUCGCUUUCAAGCUCGAGUACAGCGACAGCGGCAGAGAUGACCCAACACUCUACGGCGAAGUCAAGAUUGAUGCAUCAAGUAACAUCCUAUAUCCAUCUGUCGUUCCACUAAUCAUGGAUAUGACGUCCAGCAUCAAGGAAGUUGUCAGUGACGAGUCAGAUCGCGACAGUACUAUUCAACCUCAAGAAGUAUUGGCAAAGGCAAAGGCAGUGCAAGAUGACUAUAUCCUUACGGCUGAUCCAAGUGCUGUAAUUGGACGUCUGAAACUCAACCUCGGCCUACGAAUUUGUCGGCAAGAAUUCACCCUUAGUUGUCAACCUAUCGCAAGAGUAGCAGCGACUGCCAGCUUUGAGGAUGUUUAUUUCACUGUCAACACCGUUCACUCCACCGAACAAGGCAACUUCUUUGCAAUAUCAGGGGCAUUCAGCAAACUACAGGCCUCGGUGCAGCAUGUGUAUUCCAGAGAAUCCACUGGCAAUUUCGAGGUUGAUUCGAUUGUACUCUCUCUGAUGAACAGCAAACAUGUCAGUGGUAUCAGCGGCGUUUCGGCAAUUCUUAAAGUGAGCCCAAUGAAGGUCUCCAUCAAUGCAAAACAGCUGCAAGACUUCUUGCUCUUCCGUGAAAUCUGGACUGCACAUGAAACGCGUCGUCACCCGACGACACCUGUCGCGAAGCUGGUUACGGAGACUUCUCAAGGACACCUGGUCCAACGUUACCAACAGGUAGCUGCAACUGCUGCGUUCCCCUGGACGGCAACAGUCUCAAUAACCGCUCUUGAGAUCAAUGUGGAUCUCGGACAGGCAAUUGGCAAGUCAGUUUUCUCAAUCACCGACUUCUGGGUAUCCUCGAAGAAGACUUCGGAUUGGGAGCAAAAUCUGUGCCUCGGUUUCCAGAGGAUCGGUGUUGACAGCACUGGUCGUAUGAGUGGCUUUGUGGACAUGCAAGACUUCAAGCUCCGCACUUCCAUUCAAUGGCCGGAGCGAGAACAAGCGCUGAACGAGACACCGAUGGUCCAAGCCUCGAUCGGCUUCAGUCAAUUCAGAGUCAAGGCCGCGUUUGAUUACCAGGCAUUCCUUGUCGCGGACAUCACAUCUUUAGCGUUCCUGAUGUAUAAUGUUCGGCGCACACACGAGAGUUCAGGAGACCGUUUAGUAGCGAUAUUCGACAGUGAUGCUGUUCAGGUCUUUGGGACGACAACUUCGGCCGCACAGGGAGUUGCCCUCUUCCAGGCUUUCCAGAGACUCGUCCAAGAGAGGAAAGCUAGUUUCGAAACCUCUCUUAGGGAGAUUGAGAAGUUUAUGAAGAGGAAGUCUGUCGCUUCACCUGCCGUUAUACAAAGGCUAAGUCUGCCCAAAGAAGCAGCGGAUGACGCCUUAUCUAAAUCACCUAUCUCGCUUGACACGGAUGUUGUCGUGACUCUGAAAGCUUUGAACUUGGGUGUAUUUCCGAGCACAUUUUCAGACCAUCAGGUGUUUAAAAUGGAGGCGCUCAACGCUCAAGCUCGAUUUGCUGCAAGCAUGGAGAAUCCACGCGUUCACAGCAUUCUAGGCCUCACACUUGGUCAGCUCAGGAUUGGACUCGCAGGAGUGAGACACAUUGAAGCCCCCAAGACGCUUAGUGAACUCUCGGUUGAGGACGUAGUACGAAGUGCGACAGGUUCCCGUGGUGGCACAAUAUUGAAGGUGCCGAGGGUCGAAGCCAUCAUGCAGACGUGGCAAGCGCCAAAUUCCAGGCAGAUUGAUUAUAUCUUCAAGAGCGCAUUUGAGGGCAAAGUUGAAGUUGGGUGGAACUAUAGUCGUAUUAGCUACAUCCGGGGCAUGUGGGCAAACCAUUCGAAGUCCCUGGCCCAGACCUGGGGCAAGGAACUGCCCCUUGCGCAUAUCAAGGUCACAGGCGUGCCGGAGCCUGAAGAAAAUGGAGGCAAAGAGGGAGAGCAAGGCAAAAUUACUGCUGAAGUUCACGUGCCGCAGUCGAAAUAUGAGUAUACGGCCUUGGAACCUCCGGUCAUUGAGACACCACAACUCAGGGAUAUGGGAGAAGCGACACCACCGCUUGAGUGGAUUGGUCUUCAUAGAGACAGGCUUCCUAACCUGACCCACCAGAUCGUCAUCGUCAGCUUACUGGAAUUGGCUGGGGAAGUUGAGGAUGCGUAUAGCAGAAUUCUGGGUUCGUCGUAG